AUGUUCUUUAUCGCCCUCCAACAGCAACGCCGCACAAAGAACAACACCCCUUUCCGGCUUCGCAGAGAACAAAGAACCCUUCAGCGCGUACAUCGUUACUGCGACACUAACAAUGCUGCCCGAGCGUGCCAAAUUCAGCAAACGAACAACACCAUGGCAUCCGCCGAGAAGGAAAAUUGGCAGCUGUUGUUAAAGUGGGAGCGAAGUGAAGUACCGAACCCACCAGGCAUCACCGACAUUGCACUUCAUCAACUCACCCGCAGAUACUGGGAUACACUACGCAACAAAAGAGAGUACCUGGCGAUCUUGAGAGCUGUGGUCACGUCAAUGGCAUUGACGCGAUCUCAUCACACAAAGUUCCUGCGCCGCCAGCGAGAGCUCCGCAACAGCCAGAAUCAGGACUCGUUCGCGAGAUACUGCAGCAAGCAAGACCGCCUGUAUGCUAAUGUCAACAAGACCCUUCAGGAUGUGCUUGAUCAUAAAAGACAGAUGCAGGGUGAGCUUCUCGUUCUGGAGUGUGCGCAGGGCGAGUGUUUGGACCGGGUAGGGAGUCGGGAGCACACCAGAAACCUGGUCAAGAAGCAGGCACGGGAAAUUGAAGAGACGAAGUGGCUGAUGGAGGCGUUUGAGGAAGAGAAAGGAAGAUACUUGCAUUGGGACCAUGAUGCGAGUGAUAAGAAGAGGAAGGCGCAUGAGAUGGAGGAUGUGGAGACGAGGAGGCAGAAGGCUGCUAGGGUGGCGGCAGGAGGAGGGAAGGCUGAGGUUAGUGGAGGGGCUGGGAAGGGAGGGAGGACACGAGGUGGAUUGCGGAAGGUUGCUGCGACGGGAGAACAGGCGGCUGGUGAUGGAGGUGAUGAUGGGAGUGAUGAGGAGAAGAGGGACCGGAAGGCGAGACCGAAGGAUCGGGCGGAUUUGCCGCCACGUCAGAGGAAGAAGGCUGACGAGGAUGGGGACGAGGACGAGUCAGAUCCUGAGGAUGAGCUUGCAGAAGACAUCCAGGAUGCUCCUGCACCGAAUCAAGAAGGCAUCGAGCAAAACACUGGCGAUGCUGAAGCACCCGAACGCGACACCGUUACAGCACAGGGUGGAGGCACAGCAGCAGGAGCAGGCGAUCCUGACAACGGCAACAGCGAUAGCAGCGACGAUGAUGAGGGCAAAGGGGAUCCGAAUCUCACGCCUUUGGCGAGUGACGAUGAAGGUAACGACGAUGAGAAUGGAACUCAAGAUCCGAAGCCUACGCCUCCAGCCAGUGACGACGAAAGGAGCGAGAUGCCAAAGAUUACAGAAGAUGAUGUCGUACGCCGCGAAGGGGGUGGCGAGGAGGAAGAUGAACUUGACUUGAACGACAAUGAUAGUGGACUUGACGACUUCAAUGCAGAGCCUGGCGUCGAAAGAGGUGGUGAUACGAAUGCACCAGGCCAGAGCGCAUCACCGGCAAGGGCACGGGAUGAGGAGCAUGCACAGCUGAACGCCGACAGUCCCACUGGAGAUACUGAAGAUAUUGUUGAGCGCGACUUGGACGACCCUUCUGACAACCAACCACCUGGGCGUGAAGAUGCAGAGGAACCUGACACCGGAUCUGAACGUGCCGCCAGAGAGGGGGCUAUUGAUCAAUACUACAAAGACCUCAAGGAAUAUGGCGACGUCAGCGAGGCAUGCCUGCAAUAUGCUGCCAAGCAACUAGACAGACUCCGAAGCGACGAGGAGAAGGAUCCCAGGUUGUUCUUUGAGAUAAUGAAUGCCGUGGUCAGUGAGCGGGAUGUAGUGUGGGAGGAUGCACCAGAUGUGGAGGUGUUCUAUGCUGAGAUUCAGCAGAGGGGGGAGUUUAUGGCUCGCCUCGGAGAACAUGAGAACUGUCAGAGAGUGGUAAGGUAUGCUCAGAAUCAUCUCUUCGGCCAAAACGAUGUUGCAAGGCGAGUCACCGUCAUCGGACAGCUGAUCGGUCGCCACGGCCUGGGCCCUGUGUGGGACAGAAUGCCUGCUCUCGUCGAGUAUGUCAGUGGCACAAUUGAUGUUGCCGCGUCCCUCGAUGACCCAUCCAGCUUCGACUCCGAAAAGAGCGGUAUCGAAGGAUCCUGGAACGCCCUCGGCGAGAUCGGAUCCGGUGGAUUCGGCAAAGCAACUCUCUGGGUCAAGGUGGACGCCCUUGGACGCCCAGUCGACAAGACUGUCAUCAAAUCCGUGGAUCUUGGCCGCAAGGGCGGUGGCCAGUGGAACAGCUCGGAAUACUGGCGCGCUGAUGUCAACAAUCGCUUGCCAAGGGAGUAUGCGCUACCGAAGUCGGUCAACCUCUUGCCGGAGUCGUUCAACGUUGUUGAAACGAGGAGCUAUGUCGUGUACGAAGAACGCCAGAUCUACAAUAUCUAUCUGGAAUACUGCCCGCGUGGCUCAUUGGGAGAUUGGCUGAAGCGAUACCAAAAAGUCAGCACUCUCCUUGACAGUAACGGUGCUCCGGUCCAAGGCCGCAUACCGGUCCGGGUAUUGUGGUCUAUCUUCGAGGCCCUGGCAUCUGCCGUAUGCCUAAUGCACAAAGGCUACCUGCCAGGAAGCCAGGCGCCUCUUAAGGAGAACUUCACCCCAUUCGUCCAUCGAGACAUCAAACCUGACAACGUCUUCCUGGCAGAUCCCGAUGAGACGUUCUGGCCACAGAUCCCCGUUGCGAAGAUGGGAGAUUUUGGAUGUUGUGUGCUGAAAGAGGAUGUUGAAGGUGCGGUAACAAGAGGCACGGAAGGAUGGAGAGCACCCGAAAUGGAAGAGUACGCGCCUUUUGAAGGUUACGAGGACGAUUUUCCAGAAGAGUAUGAUCCGGAAGACUAUGCGAUGCGGUAUCCUCCAACGGCUAGCAGCGAUAUCUGGAGCCUUGGUAGGGUAAUGCUCUGUCUAGUGAACUUGGAAGAUCCGCUGAAGAUUCCACCCUGGCGCUUCGAUCAGAAUGAAGGUUUACCGAGACCUUAUACUGAUCCUCUCGACACUUCUUCCGGACUGCACUCUGGUUCUUACUAUGCCGAUGUGGAGGCAUACUAUCCGACAGAGAUGCGAGAGCUGGUCGAGGACUGCCUGCAGAUGGAACCGAGCGAACGGAUCAAGCCUGCUGAUCUUUGGAGUGCGGUGCACUCACAUGUUGCUGCUGGCAAAGGACUGCGAGGCAGGACUCUGCGAGAGAUGCCGAGGGGCGGUCUGGGAGAGGAACUUUUGCUUGUGGAUCAUGUUGAUUCGAAGAACUGGAUCAAGGACUCCUGA
Molecule: messenger RNA, 3240 nt
Organism: Fulvia fulva
Lineage: Eukaryota; Fungi; Ascomycota; Dothideomycetes; Mycosphaerellales; Mycosphaerellaceae
Exons: 2
Coding region: 1-3240 (1079 amino acids)
Biological process (GO): chromosome segregation; protein phosphorylation
Cellular component (GO): nucleus; centrosome; cytoplasm
Molecular function (GO): protein kinase activity; ATP binding
Source: RefSeq, a predicted model, not a curated record